Molecule: messenger RNA, 2334 nt
Organism: Lactuca sativa (garden lettuce)
Lineage: Eukaryota; Viridiplantae; Streptophyta; Magnoliopsida; Asterales; Asteraceae
Source: RefSeq, a predicted model, not a curated record
AUGUCUUUGCUUGUCGUUCUGAUAGUAAAGAGUAGAGAAUCUUAUAAGAUUAUUCCAAAAACAGCAUCAGCAUUCCAAUUUCAUUUAUGUUUAAUCAAUUGUGAAUUGACCAAUAUGGAUGCUAAUUCUUCACAUGCUUCUGUGAAUCCGCCCACCACCACCACUCCUACUACUAAUACGAGAUCAGAUGCCAAUACAACUAGUGUAAGUGCAAAUAAAGAUAUGGCAUGGGAAUGGGGAGUUCAAAAGGAUCCAUUAAAAAAACAAAAUAUUUGGUGCACCUUGUGUGACAAGAGAAAAAAGAUAAGAAAAAAGGAAAGACAAAGAACAAUAGAAAUACUUAGAUCAACAAGUUGUAUAGACCUUUCUGAAAAUGAUGAUGAGCAAGACGAUACCCCACAGCCACAAGUUAAAAAAAGAAAGUUUGUAAGUUCUAGAAAUGUACGGGGUCCUAUUGAUGAUGUUUAUAAGCCGGACCAUGGAAAAGGAAACCAAACUACAUUGGAUAAGAAUAAUCCAAUUAAAGAGAAGUUGAAGAAGUUAGCUUGGAAAAAGAUUGCGGUUUGGGCUUAUUCGGUAGGCUUACCUUUCAAUGUCGUACGUGAUGAAGGUUUCCAAGAUGCGAUCAAUGCCAUUGGAGAAUAUGGAAGAGGCAUGCCGGCUCCAAGUUAUCAUAAUAUGCGGGUGACAUUGUUAAAGGACGUGUUAGAAGAUACCCGCAAGUUUGUGGAUUCGUUUCGACCACAAUGGAAGAAAUUUGGAUGUAGCAUUAUGUCUGGUUUUUGGACAGAUGGCAAGCAUAGAUCUUUGAUCAAUUUUUUAGUCAAUUGUCCUACUGGUACAGUUUUUCUAAAGUCGAUUGAUGCAUCAAAGCAUAUACAUAAUGUUGAAUAUAUUGUGAAGAAGGUAAAUGAGGUGAUAGCAGAAGUUGGAGAGGAAAACGUUGUACAGUUUAUUACAGACAAUGGUUCAAACUACAAAGCUGCAGGAAAGAUUUUGGAAGAACAACAUCCAAAAUUAUUUUGGACUCCAUGUGCAGCACACUGUGUGAAUCUCAUUGUACAAGAUAUUGGGAAGAAAGAAGAAACAAUCGCGACCGCUUUGAAUGAAGCAAGAGCUAUUGUGGUUUAUAUUUAUAGCCAUGGACGGAUUCUCAAUAUGAUGAGAAAGUUGACAAAGAAUAGAGAGUUGCACAGGUCUUGUGUAACUAGAUUUGCUACCCAAUUUUACACCUUACAGAGUGUCCAUGAGAAUCGACACCAUCUCCGAGUUUUGUUUGUAUCUGAGCAAUGGAGAAAAACUGACUUUGCAAAGAAAGCUCCUGGAAAGAGAGUUGAGAAGAUAGUAUCAAAGCAAUCUUUUUGGGAUGGCGUAUAUUUAGCUUGCCAAAUAUAUGCUCCAUUGGUGGAUAUUGUUCGUUUGGUUGACACAGAAGAAAGACCGUGCAUGGGGUACAUCUAUGAUGCGAUGAGUCGAGCACAAGAUCAAAUAAGCAAAAAUCUAAAUGAUGGGAAUAAUGACAAAAAAAGACUGGCUGGUAGAAUUUUGUCUAUCAUUCAAACAAGAUGUAAUGACCAACUUCUUCAUCCCUUACAUGCAGCUGGGUGUUUCCUUAAUCCUGCAAUUUUUCAUGGAGAUAAGUCAAAGGAAUAUGAGGCCAAUAAACAGAUUAUGACCGGACUUUAUGUUGCUAUUGACCGUCUUGUUCCCGAUGAAGAUGAAAAUGACACUUUGAGACAAGAAUUGAAUCUCUACAUUGAUUUAAGUGGACAAUUUGGAUCCCCAGCUGCUAAAAGGAGUAUGACAAAAGUUGCACCGUAUAUAUGGUGGCGUUCUUAUGGGAUAGACACACCUAUCUUACGAAAGUUUGCUAUCACAGUUCUUAGUCAAACUUGUAGUGCUUCACCUUGUGAACGAAACUGGAGUACAUUUGACAAUCUACAUUCUAAGAAAAGAAAUUGUCUUUUGCAACAAAAACUAAAUGAACUUGUAUUCAUCCAAUACAACAUAAGGUUGCAAAAGCGCUUCAUGUCUUUACAAAACAAAUCUUUGGAUCCUAUUUUGCUACGAGAUGUUGAGGAGAAUGAUGAUUGGACAAUACCAAUGGAAGAUGAGCUUCAAGACUUUGUGGAUGGUGGUGAUGACCUUCUUUGGUCAGAUGUGCAAGAAGCAAUGGGAGCGACUGUAGACGCUCCACCAAAUAUUAGGAGCAAACGAGAGAGUUAUAGAGACGAUGAUGGUGAUGAUAUUAAUGAUGUGGGGAACGAUCUUGAUGAAGAAGUGAAUGCUUUGGAUGACGUUGACUCGGAAGCCGAACCCAUGCCAUGCGAUUAA